AUGGCUCAGGCUAUGACGCUAAGGUCAAGUUUGGACAGGCCAGAUGCCACUAUUCCUGUCAUGAUCUCUAACAAAAACAAGGAGCUGUAUGAAAAGAACUUGUGCAUCCUUGAGGUGCUUGUGAAGGCUGUUCUACUUUGCGGACGACAAAAUAUCCUUCUUCGUGGCCAUCGCGACGACGAGACGAAUGCGUCAACCAACCGAGGCAAUUUUAUUGCCAUUGUCAACUUAAUAGCCGAGCAUGACUCGCGCUUGAGGACGCACCUCGAUACAGCAGCACGAAAUGCGAAGGGCACAUCAAAAACAACCCAGAAUGACCUGAUUGAUGUCAUAAAAACUCACAUCCAAGCAUCGAUUGCUGAAAAGAUAGCUGGCGAGUCGCGAGUGUUUUCAAUAAUCGCUGACGAGGUUACCGACCGGCACUCGAACCAAGAAAUUUUGUGUGUCUGUUUACGUUAUCUCGUCUUUGAGAACCAGCGAGUUCAUAUAAAGGAAAGCGUGAUUGACUUCGUGCACAUGGAGAGAACCACGGGGGCAUCACUGGCUUCCGCAAUCAUCCGAAGCUUGGCUGCUUGCAACGUGGACAUUACAAAAGCAAGGGGACAGUCGUAUGAUGGAGCGGCAGCGAUGUCAUCGUCCCGGGUUGGUGUCCAAGCUAGAAUCAAAGAGGCGUCCCCAAAAGCUCUCUACACUCACUGCAGCAAUCACAGGUUAAACCUAAGCAUCGCAACAGCUUGCAAGAUUCCGCAAGUGCGCCUCACCGUUGACGUCAUCAAUGAGAUAUUUUUCUUCUUUGACAUGUCUCCGAAGAGGCAACGUUUCUUGGAACGAGUGCUAGAGGCAUACGGUUCAGAACAAGCGAAGAGGAGGCUUUGCGGUUUGUGUCGCACAAGAUGGGCAGAACGACACACAGCACUGGAUACGUUUUAUAACCUGUACCACUACGUGUACCUCUGCUUAAAAGCUAUGACUGUGCCCGACCAACACCGCCAUGUUUACGCGCGAACUGACAUCGAAGCUAGCACCGAUGACUCACGUGACCUUCCGCCCGCCGAGCAGUGGUCCUGGGACCGCGACACCAAGAUGAGGGCGGCCGGCCUACUCGUCAAUCUGAAAACAUCGGAUACGAUCGUAUCUUCUAUGAUUGUAAAAAAUGCCUUGGAGGUCGUGAAGCCCCUUGCCACGAAGCUUCAGAAACGGGAUCGGGACGUCAUCGACGCGUAUGGUAUGAUUGAUUCUACCAUCUCUAGACUUCGGGCGUUGCGGUGUAAAGUCGAGCAAGAGUUUAAAUCGUGGUUCAACGACUCCGUCAAGCUGGCAGAUCUUGUUGGGACCAAAAUUCAAACUCCAAGAGUAGUUGCUCCUCAAGCUCACCAUUCGAACAAUCCGUCCUCAUCUCCAGAAUAG
Messenger RNA from Ixodes scapularis (black-legged tick), 1407 nucleotides. Its product is annotated as 52 kDa repressor of the inhibitor of the protein kinase-like. The transcript has a single exon. The record is from RefSeq and is a predicted model, not a curated record. The coding region runs from base 1 to 1407 and encodes 468 amino acids. NCBI's taxonomy places the organism in Eukaryota, Metazoa, Arthropoda, Arachnida, Ixodida, Ixodidae.